Molecule: messenger RNA, 2015 nt
Organism: Desarmillaria tabescens
Lineage: Eukaryota; Fungi; Basidiomycota; Agaricomycetes; Agaricales; Physalacriaceae
Exons: 11
Coding region: 125-1945 (606 amino acids)
Molecular function (GO): protein binding
Source: RefSeq, a predicted model, not a curated record
UUAGUAACGGGAACAACUUGAACUCUUACCACCACCAUCUACACACUACUUAUGAACAAUAGCUCUGCAUAUUCAUCCGACAUGCGCUGAUCUGCGCGUAUCAAAGAGAAACCGACUGCUAGAGAUGAUGCAAACGCGUCGACUAGAAGAGUCUGUAGCUAUAUCCAAAACAAGACGAGGUCGUCGAGCUAAGUUUUUCAAAUCUCAACUUGCCGAUGUGCCAUUCGAAAUCUAUCUCGAGAUAUUUUCUUAUUUGGACCCUGUGGACCUCUUGCGACUGGCUAGAACCACAAAACAUUUUAGUGGCUUCCUGAUGAGUCGUUCUGUGCUUUCUCUCUGGAAGAGGGCACGCUCCUAUGUGACGCCGUUGCCGGACAUGGGUCCGUUGACGAGCGAGCCCGCAAUUAUAGACUUCAUGUUCGAAAAGGGUUGCAAUUACUGUGCUUCGGACGAAAACUCGGGCGUGAUGACAAUGACAACAACGAGAGCUUGCAGAAAAUGCAUACUUCGACUCCAUGUCUCCGAAUCUGAGCUAUCGGCGAACAGCAAAACAUCUGGGCUUAUCGAAUUCAUAAAGGCCCAGUACUCCGUUUAUUUUAUCGAACCUAGACUAGUACUGAGAAAAGGUGAAAAACACCGUACAUACUUUCUGCCCACAAUGGAGCGUCUCGGUCAAGAAUACGAUGCCUUGAACGGGGAUCAGCCUGCUAUCUCUGUUUGGAUGAGGGGAAAGUGUGCAGAGUUCAAUUCAUAUCGACGGUUGAUGGCGGAAGCAGGAAUCUGGUGGAACAAGCAAGAAUUAAAGGCGAAGGACAAUUUAGUGGUGGAUCGUCUUGCUGAGGUGAAUCGAAGGCUCGUCACCCUUGGCUGGGGUGAAGAGCUCGCCAUAAUACCAUCACAUCACAUUGCAGACCAUAAAUUAGUCAAGAAGUCGGAGAAGUUGACGGAGAAAGCAUGGGCAAGAAUGGAAGCUGUCCUUGUCGGUAUCCUUCAAAGUCACAAAGAUAAACGCUUGCUAUCCGGUCGAUUCAACGGAGUUCGAAACAUACUGUCAAACGCCCUUAAAUGCCAUCUCAUAUCCUCAUCAACGUCGUUUGCUCCUGACUACGUAUCCCUUGCAGCGAUGGAGGACUGCAAGCGAAUUUUGGAUGCUACUCCUCUGGAUCAGGCGCUCACUGAAGACACUUUCUCCCCUGUGCUUAAUCGACUGGCAGAAAUCGUCGAUGAAUGGCGCGCGGCAAAAAAGGUUGAGUGUCUGGAAAUGCUGCGUCAGGCCACUGACACAGAGGCUGAUGAAGAAGAUCUCUACCUGGCGACGACGGUGUUCCAGUGUCUCGCCUGCAAACAGCCUCUAAUGUACCCCAAGGUCUUAGUACAUCAGUGCGGACAGCUGUCGAGACGACGUUUCUCUUGUCCUCAAAACAGCGAUGAAUUACCAUGGCUUCAAUCUCAAAAACUAUUCAGGUUCUAUAAGGGAGCCUCUGACGUUGCCCGGGCGAUCGUUAUUGCAUGCGAUCUUGACCCCAAAGUAGUCACUUAUGUGCAUAUGAAUACUCUGCACCCUUUACUCGAAUGCCUGGGUCGCCAUGAUUUCGGACGAUUGGUACUGCGAUGGCAACAGGGGCUCGUACACGCGUCAAACCACAGUACAACGCCGCAGUUUGCAUUACUUGAAGGCAAAGACAAGAGUGAAGCCGAAUAUAUCGAAGGCAUGAAAGGCAAAGGAUGGCAAGAUAUAUACAAUGAAGGUUUUAAUCGCUUCCGCUGUUCAGACUGCAGUGAGAUCUGUGAGGCGUCUAUGUUAGGACAUCACCUCGCCAAUUGUCAUCCUAGUUUUACAGUGGAGGAGUUCGCGCAGAAAAUUUCUUAUGUCACAGACGACCCUCUUCCGGAUGCUUUUAUCAGUCUGUCAGGCAAGAGGCGUCGUGUGCGCCCGCACGAAUAACUUACUGGCAUCUGCUAUAUCAUUUCAUUGAUUUCACUUACCCUCUUAUACAUGAGAACACAAAUAGAGU